CUCUCUCUCUCUCUCUCUCUCUCUCUCUCUCUCUCUCAUGCUGUCUAGAUUGGACCGCCUCCUCAGAGCUGCAGCAGAAAGCUGACAGGAUUUCUGUAGACAAACAUGUCUCUCUUACGGGACCUGUCCUGCGCGUAUGUGUGUGUGUACAUGACAGGAUAGGACCAGGUUAUUAUCUUUCUGCUAUCCAAGCACGUUCUGUUUCUCCGUGUUCCUUAUCCGUUUUUCCCUCAGCAGGUGUGUUUGGAGUGUCGUCAUGUUAAACACGGGCUUCAGAGCCUUCCCAUCGCUGACCAUUGGCAACGCCGUGGAACGUUCCGGCGUCUUCCAGAAAUUACAGCUAUCCGAAGUCUUGCUGUGGUGGUGCACAAAACUCUGACUGGAUUCACUCCGAACGCUCUGUGUGUGUGUGUGUGUGUGUGUGUGUGUGUAUAUAUAUAUAAGCGAGCACAGACAUGAACGAGCUCCGGCCGUCUUCUCUAACCAUGCGGACCUCAGACGCGCACGACGGCAUGUGUUUACUGCUGGACAGCGUCGCUCUGAAUGCCGGUGAGCCUUCAUCCUUGCCUUCACCAUCCUCCUCCUUGCCUUCAUCCGGCAAGGGCGGGACGUCCCCCGACUCCGCAUGCAGCACAGGCAGAAUGGACAGCCUGGUGGACGAGGACGCACCAGAGGGGAUGAUGGGAAGGAAGGUGGCUGCCAGGGAGGACGACUCUGGGAUCCAGAGUCCAGACUGCACGCCUGAUGGGGACGGCGGCAACAACAUCGAAGACAAUUCUGUGUCCAUCUACCUGGACGCCUACGGAGACAGCUGGCAGGAUGACCGCAACGACCAUGAUGUCACGCUGGCUGCGACCCAGCAACGGGGGUACGACCGUCACCGUGGCGGCGACCAAGUCGGUGAUAGUGGCGGGGAGCGGAGUUCAGACGGUUGUUCGCUGACGGAGCCACCGUCGGGCUCCUCUGAGGAUGAGGAGGAUGAUGACGAGGAAGACUCGUUCCUGUCCUUAAGUUCCGUCGCUGUGGUGACGAGAGGCCAUGGCGAGUCCGGUAAGGGCCAGGAAACAGUGGUGUCUCACACCGAGGGGACCAUAUCUGGACCCUCUGCGGCCGUAAUGUCCAGUGAGAUGCUGCCCCGUCCAGGUCCCGAGGGACGCUCCGUAGGGACGGAGCCUCCUGUGAGCGUGCAGGACCCUCCAGAACCAGUCCCCACCCUCCCCGCGCCCUCCGUAAGGGCGCCCAGCCGGACCAUCCUGAAGCGCUUCCCCAGACCCGACCUGAGGAACAUCGGAGCGAAGGUCGUCUGCAGGUCUGCCUCCGCGCCAAGGCCGGCCAAUCCCACACGGCCCCAGGCGACCCCCGGCUGGGUGGAUGGUGACAGUGAGAAAAAGCCCCCGCCCGUCCGGGGCCGAGCGGCCAAUAGGAGAGAGCAGGGCAGCAAGAAGGGCGGGUCAUCCUCCAAUGGGACGAGAGCGGCCGCUCAAACGCCGACCUCGGUGUGGGGGUCGCGCCCCAGACCCCAAGCUGCGCCCUCACAGGCGGAGAAAAGGCCACGCCCAACCAUUAGCACUGCUCGUCAGGGCACAGGGGUCAUUGCCGAUCACGACCAAGAGCCAAUGGAAGGUGUGGUGGUGGAGGUGGAAGCAGAGAGGGGGAUGUGUGCAGAGGAGUCUCCUGGCAACGAGAUUCAGAUGGUUCCCUCUGAGCUCACAGCUCCUGCAGGGGUGGGUUUUGCCCCCCAAACCGCCCCAGGACCCUCGGGGGGCAGACAGGGCACGCCCAGCCGAGGGCCCAGGCCUGGGGUCAGCGGCUGUGUGUCUGCAAGAGUCCGAGAUGCACCGCCGGCCGGUGUUCCAAAGAUGAAAGUGAUGGACAGCACUGCAGGAGGUUGUGGCCCCGCCUCUUCAAGAAAGGCCCAUCAAAACCCUGCUCCCUCCAAACUGCCCAUCAAAAGUGCUAGCCUACCCACAAGCCUUAGCUCCUCAUCGCUGGGGAGUGCAGCCAGUGAGAACAACCGUGCAGCCACUGCCAACACAGGUGCGGCUGCAGUGAUGAAGGCAGGGCGGAGGUCCAUCAGGACGCCCUCUUCCUCACAGGGGCGGGAGAGGCUUGUGUCCAGCAGACCACCUACAGGUCUGAAAGCCCCAGUGAUGGCCGGCUACACUGCAGCCAAGACUACCCAUAAUGCCCUGCAGCGCAGCGGGGUGGUAAGACCCAACCGGCCAUCUGCAGCAGCAGUGGAGAAGAAUGUGAGGGUUGGUGUGUCAUCCGGAGUCCGAGUGGCUCGGGUCCGGUCCGGCCCGGACAAAGCAGCAGGGCCCGCUGCACAUGCUGAGGAAGACAAGGACACGGACCUUCGUCUUCAGAUUGAGAGGAGGGACGUUUGCAUCGGUCAGCUCCGUGAACUGGUCGCCCGUGGCGACCGGAGCCUGGAAGCUCUGGCCCUGGUGAUACAGCACAUCUUAAGGGAGCGAGAAGAAGCAGGAAGACAGAGGAAGGAAUUUUCCCUCCAGCUGAAAAACCUGCAAGAAGAACUUACAAACUCAGCGUCAUGCUGCGAACGUCUGCGGCGGGAGAAGGCGCAGGCCAGCGCGGAGAUGGAGGCGGCCAUGCGGGACCUGCGGGCGCAGCACAGCGCGGAGCUGGCCCGGCUCCAGGAGGCGCUCGAGGGCUUCUACUCCGCUGAAUGGGACAAGGCCCACCGGGCCUACCAGGAGGAGGCGGAGAAGUGUAGGGCCCUGGCGCUGCAGCAGGUGGAGGAGGUAAGGAGCAAACAGGAAGCUGUCAGGGGAGAACAGGAAGUGGCACACACUCAGCAGAUGGAGGCACUGAAGCAGGAAUAUGAGAUCUCACUGGCAGAACUGAAGAAGGCACACGAGCAGGACCUGCGCAAGAUGGACCACGCGCUCAUACAAUCAGAGGCCUCUCUGAAUAAGACAAUUGAGAGUUUGCAAGCAGAGAACACGGAUCUGAACGCCAGACUAAGAGAGGAGGAGGACAGGAGAAAGGCUCUCGCAGACAAGAGCCAGAAGGACUCUCGUGUGCUGUAUCUUGAGCAGGAGUUGGAAAGUCUGAAGGUCGUGCUGGAGAUUAAAACCAACCAGCUGCACCAGCAGGACAAGAAACUGAUGCAGAUGGACAGACUGAUCGAGAGCAAUGUGAAACUGGAGGAGUGUCUGAAUAAGCUGCAGCAGGAGAACGAAGACUACAAAGCCCGCAUGGACAAGCACGCAGCGCUCUCCAAGCAGCUGUCCUCAGAGCAGGCCAUGCUACAGCAGACACUGCAGAACGAGUCAAAGGCCAACAAGAGGUUGUCCAUGGAGAACGAGGAGUUGCUAUGGAAACUGCACAAUGGCGACCUCAGCAGCCCACGCCGGCUCUCGCCCUCCUCCCCUUUCCACUCGCCCCGAAACUCCGCCUCCUUCCCUGGCACGCCUGUAUCUCCCAGAUGACCUCUCCAGUUGCCUCCUAUAUGCACCGCCCCAAACUCCAAAUACCCCCCCCCCCACCAAAUACACACACACACACACACACGCCCUUGAGUUCAUGGAACACGUCGCUCGUGUACAGUUUAUACAGACCCUGUCACCUCGGUGGAAAGUCUGUGAUGCACAGAUGCACUUCUGGAGUGUGGACCCGCCUUGCUCUGCCAUGCAUUUAUUUAUUUCCUUUCUCACUCCCCUCCUGAAGGAGGAAGACACCUCAGGGUUUGUAAAUAGACUCUCUCUCACCCACUUCGCCCCACCAGCACGGGUCGGUUCCUGCUUCUGGGAGGGUUUUUUUGUUUUUGUUUGAGGUUUUAUUAUCGCUAUGUCUUUAGGGCAGCGUAAAUCCCAUCGUAUUCCUGAUCCGGAAGGAGGGAAGCUUGAACGGACACGGAACGUCUGCCUCGCUGCUUGAAACAUAACCAGUAUGAUUUGAAGUGGGGACAUUAUCCCACUGAUUGCUUCAAACAUAACCAGUAUGUUUUGAAGUGGGGAAAGUAUCCCACUGUGAUUGCUUCAAACAUAACCAGUAUGUUUUGAAGUGGGGAAAGUAUCCCACUGUGAUUGCUUCAAACAUAACCAGUAUGUUUUGAAGUGGGGAAAGUAUCCCACUGUGAUUGCUUCAAACAUAACCAGUAUGUUUUGAAGUGGGGACAGUAUCCCACUGAUUGGUUCAAGGAUGAUUAAAAAAUAAAGGCUUGUUUAGUAAGAAAGCUGGUGGACAUCCCAUUAAAACAUGGUAUAUUACACUUUUAUUUUGAAAUUCUGCUAAUCAGUUCUCAGGUGCUUAUCCAUGUACCAAAGCAUAUAAUUUGUCACAAUAGCAUAGAAAUUCAAAUAACUUUACUAACUGCUUCAGCAACGUCUAAUACAGAAGGAUUCAUAUCCGGACCUUGAGUCAAAGGAUUUUGUAAUCACCGAAAGUCAACCGAACAGUUCAUGUGACUGACCACUUGGUCCUGGAACUUGGACAGAAGGAAAUCUCUAAAACACGAAGGCUGAGAUUAGUCCUCUGUUGUAGCAUGUGUUCUACUAAGCCCUAAAUCUUUUCCAAGAAGUCUGUGAGAGAACUGGAACAAAUGCUUCCCUCAUACCAAAUACCCUGCCCUUUAUUGUUUUUUUUGUUUUGUUUUUUCAAUAAUACAUUAAAAAUAAUCUGACAGUUCUAGUUUAUUUAC
Messenger RNA from Electrophorus electricus (electric eel), 4663 nucleotides. It is a transcript of the gene mtus1b, whose product is annotated as microtubule associated tumor suppressor 1b. The record is from RefSeq and is a predicted model, not a curated record. NCBI's taxonomy places the organism in Eukaryota, Metazoa, Chordata, Actinopteri, Gymnotiformes, Gymnotidae. Gene Ontology annotation, molecular function: microtubule binding. Gene Ontology annotation, cellular component: nucleus; cytoplasm.